AUGUCUGAGCUACAGACACAGCAUUAUGUGGAGCAAACAAUUUCUCCGAAUAAACAAUUUGAUCAAAGAUUAAGCUCUAGAAUCUCAACGCAACCGCAGAGUCCUACAAAGUCACGUCGUCAGCCAAAUGACAAACGUCUUCGGCAAGAUUUAGAGUCUGGAAGUUGCAAUUCUUUACUACGUCCCGAAUUCUCUUUAUCUAAAUUGCAGUGGCUUAGUCUCACAAAAAUAACCGAUCAAAUAUAUUCUUCCUCAUCUCUUUCUGAGAAUGGAGAUCCGCAAUUAUUGGCCAUAAGUGAUGAAUAUAUUGCUGUGGUGACCUCUAAAUGCUACGCUUUACUAUUCAGCUUUCAGCAGGUACUUUUAUUGAAAGUCAAGUGGGCAAAUAUUACGCCUUCUACAAGAAUAACGGCUCUCGCCUUAUCAAUAGAUUCUACUUACUUAGCAAUGGGUAACUCUGAUGGCGCAAUUAAUUUGUAUGAUCUGAAAAAGGCUGAUCCAAUAAUCACAAUUACACCAACUACUGCUCAUGAACUUCAGUUUGACGGGUCACAUCAUCAUAUUGCACAUUUGAAGGGUUCCGCUAUUCGAUUUAUAUCUUUCAUUGGAUCAAGACAUACAGGUUUCGUCUCUUCAGAUGAUACAGGAAUCACAAUAUUUCAUAAUGGAGGACGAUCUCUGAUUGGCUAUUCAUGCAGGUCAAAAAUAGUUUUUGGUAGAUAUGAUCUUGCCAACAUCAUGACGGGAAAAGUAAACUAUUCUAACACGGUCUUGGAUUUUCAUCUACUUCCGAUUGGCUCUAAAAAAUCACUGGCAGAUGAAAUGAGUUUGAUUUCUAUGAUCACUCCUCACUCGAUGGUGGUUUUAUCGCUUAACUCAGAGCUCAAAACUCAUAUCAAAAUGAAAAAGCCUAAAAUCUCCGACCAAAGCCUUGGCAUGUCCGGUUGCGUUUCAUGGUUUCCCGCAACUGUCGGUGACUUUGGACGGCAUGAAAAUUCCCCUAUGCUUGCAUAUGCAUGGUCAAAUAUACUUGGUGUCCUCGAAAUAAAAGCAGAGAAUAACACUAAUGAAGAAGGGGAACAAACUGUCAUUCUCAAUGUUACGUCCAAAAAAGAGACGAAAUAUUCAGAAACUAUUGUCUGCUUACGAUGGCUCAACUACAGAGUUUUGGUUGCACUUACGAGGUCACAGAAAUUGAUUUUUUAUGAUUCGAGCAGUCUCGUCAUAUUGAAAGAGGUAGAUCUGAUGUACAAACAAAUGAAAAGCACUCCAAUUUUUCCUCACAAUAGCAUUGGGCUCAUUCAAAAGAGCUUUUUUGGUUCAUUUUUUACUUUGAAAUCCAGCAUUUUUAUUUUUCAGCAUAGGGAAAUUGCUGUUGCCAAUAUAUCAAACUGGGCAGAUGUUUUAUUGAAUCUUCUCGAAAAGGGAAAGUACAUUGAAGCGUUGAAGGAAUCGAAAAGGCAGUAUCAAGGUGGUGAGGAUAAUCCGCUACUAAAUUUACCUGACGACGAUGAAGCACGACAUUCAAUUAUGAAAGAGUAUCUGAUUCAGAUAUUUCGUUCUUCACUGAAGUAUAUUUUCACCGAACAGUCUUCUUCAGAUAACAGCUUGGAUCGUUAUCGAGAGAUUACACUCUUAUUAAUUCAAACCUGCCUAACGAUAAAUGCACCAUCUGAAAUGUAUGAUUUAAUUUAUGAGAAAUUGCUUGAUUAUCGUCUGGAUAGUGUCUUUUUUCAAGUGCUUGAAAACUUCAUAUUUUCGUCGGAAAUUGUCACUUUUUCACCCACAAUUCUAAAAGCAAUGGUUGUACACUAUAUCGAAGAAAAGGAUACGAAUACUUUAGAGCGGUUGAUUUGCUUGCUAGAUAUUCAGCAGCUUGAUAUUGACCUAACUGUUACUCUGUGUAAACAAUACCACUUAAAUGAGACUUUAGCUUACAUUUGGACCACUCUUCUGCACGAUAUAUUUACCCCGUUGAUAGAGGCUGUCUUGAGAAUAAAAACAUUUAAUGAGAAGGAAAAUGUAUUAUCUGAUGCAGAAAAAGAGGAAAUUGUCAACGAUAUUGGAUAUGUGUAUCCAUAUAUUUCAUAUACAUUGACAGGGCGUCAGUAUCCUACCGAUAAGUUGUUUCCAUAUACUUAUAGUCUCUCCGCAAAGUUGAAUGUUUACUAUUUCCUAUUCAAUGGAUCAACUAUUUCGUGGCCAUUGGGCUCUGCUAAAAUCCACACUGUUGAUGAUUAUAAAGCUGAGCCAGCUUUUCCUUAUUUGAGUCUACUUUUGAAAUAUGAUAGUGAAAGUAUGCUUUCAUGUCUUAAUGAGGCAUUUGAGGAUGAUUUGUUAAAUGAUAAUGAGAUGGUGGGGUCAGGUUCAACAAUUGACGAUAAAUAUCAAUUGAGAGUAAGCAGGCAAUACAUCAUUGAUGUUCUACUAGGAGUUUUUCAUGAUAACGACUCAAGUUUUUCUUUGGCUGACAAUAUAAGAUUAGCCGUUUUCAUAACCAGAAAUUAUCCCAAAUAUCUGCAGUUUAUUAGGAUAGCAGAUAGUAUAUCUGACGAAAUGAUUGCAAUUCUUUGCAAGGCAGGAACUAGCAAGAAAAAUAUAAAUAUAACCACAGAACUAGUUCAAGAUUGUGAAUUGGGGCUUCAGUCUUUACUUUCAGUUUACAAACCUUUAGAUAUUGACUACGUUCUUCUUCAGGUCAAGAAAGCUGGGUUUUAUCAAGUCUUACUGUAUCUUUACCAAUCUGAGGAAAGAUAUAUGGAUGUAUUAGAAUUGUGGGUAGAUUUGCAAAACAUGAAAAAGAUUGAGCCUGAAAAAACUGGAAACAUAGAGCUUUUCAAACCGAUAUCCGAAAUUUUGAAAGAUGCUAUGAAAGCUUCGAAAGGCUCGAAUAGGGCAGAAAUUGUCCAAAUUUUGAGUUCUAACUUCGAGCUAUUUGUCAAGUCUGAUCCGAAAAGCUUGGCUUCGGUAGUCUGUGAGUUUUGCCCAGAGCUAAACUCCGACGUUGUCAAUUUUGAGGACAACCAUAUCAAAUUUGAUUAUUUAAGAGAAAUUUUCAACACCCGUGAUGAAGGUGGAGGCAAGAAGAACAAAUUACUAGGAGCAGGCCUUAGAUAUGAAUAUCUUAAAAGUUUGAUCAGCCAAAGGAGAAUGAAUGUUUCAGAUAUCAGUCAAUCAGAUGCUGUGUUGCAAGCUCAAAUUUAUGAUGAUCCAAUUAGUGAGAAAAGUUUCAUGGAUAAUCGUAUCGAGCAUUUUGUUCUCAGUCUGGAUAAUUUGAGUACUGAUAUUGUUGACCUUUUGAAAUCCGAUGAAUCUAAUGAGUUCGAAGUUUUGAUAAAGUGGUACGUCGUUAAAUAUCAAUACGGAAAUGCCAUUGAUUCAGUUUGUGAAAUUCUGGAAAGAUCCAGCAAUGAGAUGGAAUUAAAAGGCUAUUCGAAGCAACAAGAAACUAAAGUAUGGAGAUGUAUCAACAAGGUUUUUUCUGUACUAUCUACCAAAGACCCCACUUUGACUAAAAAACUGGAAGAUAGUUUAGCUUUGAGAGAAACGCUAAUACUUCAAAUUAUCGAAGCUUCUGUCAGUAUAUUGACAAAACUUACCAACGCCUCUUCAAAAGAGAGUAGAGUAGAGCACAAGGUUGUUGACACUUUCAAAAGAGUAGUUCAAUCAAUAUUUACAUACGUCAUUAAUGUAAGCAGUGAAGAUUCCAGCUCAUUCAACAAAAUAUUCAAAAAGUUCUUGGAUGACUCUGCUAUCCACCAGACAAAGCUAGGGGACGUUAAAAUGGUUUUGAGAGAAAUUUUCAUAUCUUUCUGUAAUGAUCAACAAAUAUUAACAAUUAUUCAGAUACUGGUUGAUAACGAUAUUUUUGACAAUCUGAUGGUCUUGGAAUCUUUGAAAAUUCAAGGUUGGUCCCCAAAAAAUAUAGAGUGUGAAGCUUGUGGUAGGAAAAUUUGGGGAGGGAAAAUUGGAAACUCCGUUUACGAAUCUUGGAGAGAUCAUAAAUUGAAGAAUUUUAGAAGUGAGAAAAUUAAUGAGAACAAUGAAGGCAUAAGUCAAAUAGAUAAGUUGAACGAACUCUAUGUAUUUCAGUGUCGUCAUACGUAUCAUCGCAAAUGUCUAGAGAAUAUGGGAAUGAUAAAGGAUAGGGACAAAGAAUGUAUAUUAUGUAGGCAAAACUAG
Pichia membranifaciens NRRL Y-2026 is the source of this 4182-nucleotide messenger RNA. RefSeq lists its product as hypothetical. The record is from RefSeq and is a predicted model, not a curated record. Gene Ontology annotation, biological process: endosomal vesicle fusion; protein targeting to vacuole. Lineage: Eukaryota; Fungi; Ascomycota; Pichiomycetes; Pichiales; Pichiaceae. The coding region runs from base 1 to 4182 and encodes 1393 amino acids. Gene Ontology annotation, molecular function: protein binding. Gene Ontology annotation, cellular component: late endosome; HOPS complex. The transcript has a single exon.